AUGAGUCUGACAUUAGCUUCUCAGGGCUCGUCUAACGGGCGAGAGGCGGAAGGGAACGAGAAAGGUGGUGCGAAGCAAGGCGUUCAAACUACUGACCCAACAAUGGCUACCAUUCAGGACGACGAUGAACGUCUUUUAGCCAGAAUCGGCUACAAGCAGGAAAUGAAAAGAGAAUUCUCAAAAUGGUCGACGGUUUCUUACGCCAUCUCCAUUCUUGGAGUUUUAGGAUCAGUACCGGCGACAUUUGGUCCACCAUUGGCUGCCGGUGGGCCCGCCACGGCUGUCUGGUGCUGGCUCAUAGGAUCUGUCAUGGCGAUGUGCAUUGCAAGCUCUGUUGCUGAACUCGUAUCAGCGUAUCCAACGGCGGGAGGGAUGUAUUUUGUGACAAAACAUGUGGUGCCGGAAAAUCAAGUUGCGAUCUUUUCGUGGAUCCAGGGCUGGUGCAACCUGUUAGGGCAGACGGCUGGCGUUUCUAGCGUGGCGUAUACUCCGGCAUUGGGAGACUUUAUAUCCCACUCGAACCCAGGUUCUUCUCUUCCUAGUACUCACAGCAUCGUCUUUAGUAUGUCAGAGGAAACCCAUGACGCCGCUAUACGGGGGCCCGUAGCUAUUCAAACAGCAGUUCUGGUCUCUGGUGUUUUUGGCUGGAUGUUAACCGUGACAAUGUGUUUCUGUCUCUCUGACCUCGACGCUAUUCUAAACACACCAAGUGGUCUCCCUGCCGCACAGAUAUUUCUUAACGCUGGUGGUCGGACUGGUGGAACGAUCAUGUUCUCCUUCGCCAUAUUAGUACAAUUCUUUACCGGUUGCUCUGCGAUGCUUGCUGAUACUAGAAUGGCAUAUGCUUUUGCGCGUGAUGACGCCCUUCCGUUUUCAAAAUUCUUUGCUCGAGUAAACCAGUAUACGCUGACGCCAGUUAAUGCUGUAUGGUUCGUUGUAUUCUUCAGCAUAUGCCUGAACCUCAUCGCGAUCGGAUCUACAGAGACAGCAACAGCCAUCUUUAACAUUACAGCACCCGCCCUCGAUUUAUCUUACAUUGGUGUUAUCCUUGCCCACCAAAUAUAUAAAAACAAAGUCCGCUUUAUUGAAGGCCCAUUUACCCUCGGCAAAUGGGGUACUCCUAUUAAUAUUGUCGCUAUCAUCUGGGUGCUGUUCAUUAGUGUGGUGCUAUUCUUCCCGCCGCACAAGCCGAUUACAGCAAAGAAUAUGAAAUAUACCGGCCCUCGCACGAAAGACCUCCUGGAAGAGGUUUCUACGGAAGAUAUUGAUCCGGUUGCCUACUAUGAUAAUUUUGAAGCUUGA
Uncinocarpus reesii 1704 is the source of this 1302-nucleotide messenger RNA. RefSeq lists its product as uncharacterized. The coding region runs from base 1 to 1302 and encodes 433 amino acids. Lineage: Eukaryota; Fungi; Ascomycota; Eurotiomycetes; Onygenales; Onygenaceae. Gene Ontology annotation, biological process: transmembrane transport; amino acid transport. Gene Ontology annotation, molecular function: transmembrane transporter activity. Gene Ontology annotation, cellular component: membrane. The transcript has 6 exons. The record is from RefSeq and is a predicted model, not a curated record.